ACGCCAGUCAGCAGCUCUGUAUCCUCAGACCCGUCCCUUUGCGAAGAAGUUGGUGGGAGUGUUCGACAUCCAUAGUCGCCAAACAAGCAAAACUACAGCUAUUAUCGAGUUGAUCGAUGCAGAGGCUGAUCCCAGUGUUGUACAGCACAUUCAGGACCUCGAAGCUCUGUUGAGAGAGUAUUUGCCGCCAUAUAUGGUCCCUUCUAUCUGGGUACCACUCAAGGAUCUGCCUCUCAACGCUUCAGGAAAGCUCAAUCGACAUCUCUUAGAAGACUGGCUGUGCCAUUUAGACUCGCAGACUGUUGCCAAGAUCGACACCAUGAGUCACCCGUCCACGACUGCCGAGCCUCAGACACGUAGACAGCAUAUCCUACGCAACGCCUGUGGUGACAUCCUGAACUUAUCGCCAGCCGAGAUUGAUAUACAGCGCUCGUUUGUCGCAAAUGGCGGUGAUUCGAUAUCAGCAAUGCGUCUGUCGCCUUACUGUCGUACUUUAGGCCUGACACUCUCAGUCUCUAGCCUGCUGAAGGGCAAGUCCCUAAGUAUUGUGGCAGACUCCGCCUCAAUGGAUGCCGCAACACCUGUCUUGACCCAUGUCGAGGUCCUUGACAAGGCUUUCAGUCUAUCACCAAUUCAGAGGUGGUUCUUUGAUCAAGCGCCACGGGAGGAACAUCUCAAUGAAAGACACUACUACAACCAAGGCUUCUAUGUCAAGAUGAGUCGCUUCGUGCCUCCUGAGAGAUUGUCUGUCGCUAUACGCAAGAUUGUUCAACACCAUUCCAUGCUUCGUGUGCGGUUCACGACGUCCAAGAGCGGCUGGACGCAAAGCGCUCCUAGGGUAGAAAACGCUGUCUAUAACUUCAGCUCUGCGGAUGCUCAGAGCUUAUCUGAGAUCAAGUCAAAUGCUAUCGAGCUCCACCGAAGCCUGAACUUUGAGCAGGGCCUAGUCUUUGCCACAGCACUCUAUCACCUGACCACUGAAAACGUUCAGUAUCUCAUCCUGGUUGCCCAUCAUUUGGUGGUUGAUCUGGUCUCAUGGCGGAUCAUACUGGACGACCUGGAAGCCUUGUUGUCAGACAAGGAGCUCAUGCACAGCACUCCAUUCCAGGUUUGGACGCAACUGCAAGCCGAAGAAGCACGGUCGCCAAGAUUUUCACCCGAGAAAGUCCUCUCGACUACUAACGUACAUGAUAAUCUGGAUUUCUGGAACUUCAACGAGCAGACUUCUAAUACUACUCACGACCACAUUGUGAAGACUUUCGAGGCGGAUCUUGCCACGACAUCAUUGCUACUCAAGGAUUCUAACACUGCAUUCAAUUCUGAACCUGUUGAUAUCAUCCUAGCUGCAGUAUGGGAUGCUUUUUUCCACUCAUUUCCUGAACGGACAGGACUCACCAUCUUCAACGAGGGUCACGGCCGUGAACCACUAACGGACACAGCUAUCGAUCUAUCUCGGACUGUUGGCUGGUUCACAACGCUCAGUCCUCUACACGUGGAUCGAAGCGUAGACGAUAGCGUUGUGCACACAGUGAGACUAGUCAAAGAUGCUCGAAGACAUCUGCCGACCAAUGGACUGGCAUACUGGGUCUCAAGGUUCUUGAACCCGGAUGGCAUCAAAGCCUUUGAGUCGCACAGCUCUCCCAUGGAGGUCCAAUUCAACUAUCACGGCCAGUUUCAACAGCUUGAGCGAACAGACUCACUCUUCACUGCCAUAAAUCUUGAUGACGCUGUGCCUGCAACAAGUCCGCACAUGCCAACCUCUGUCCUAUUUGACAUCAAUGUCAUCAUUGAGGCUGGAGUGGCCAAGUUUUGUUUUGCUUGGAAUCGACACAUCGACCACCAAGAUUCGAUUCUGGCCUGGAUCGCACAGAUCGUACCAUCAUUGCAAUCACUUUGCAACGAACUGCGCGGCAGACCGACAUCGCGCACUUUGUGUGAUUUCAAGUUUCUAAGCCUUAAUUACAGUGGACUCGACGAAUUGCAGAACAAAAUUCUACCGCACCUUGAGCUACUCAACGAUUCUCACAUCGAGGACGUUCUACCAUGCCUUCCGAUGGUCGAUGGCAUCCUACUAAGUCAAACAAAAGGCACAGGGUCAUACGAGACUUCUCAGACCUGGCAGAUCGUGCCACGCGAAUCACAUCGCAUCGAGAUCAGUAGGCUCGUCGAUGCCUGGCAAGCAUUGAUCGCACGUCAUUCGGCAUUGCGAACCGUUUUCAUUGAAAGCAUGGAUGCCACUCGUAGUGCCUUCAAUUCCGCUGUUCUAUGUUCGCACCGUGGCAACGUCCUCCUUGUCGAAAGUGAGAGCUAUAAAGGAGCGCUCGACACAGUGAAGCGUCUGCCGAGGGUCGACUAUACUCAACCUCGACCUCCACAUCGACUCACACUUUGCAGUAUCUCUGGUCAGCCAUACAUCCUGUGCCAGAUUGAGAUCAGUCACGCCAUAUGCGAUGGCGCCUCGACUGCUAUCACUAUGAAGGACUGGGUGCAAGCAUAUUCAGGAGAGCUCGAUGUCCGGGAACUUCAAGAUGUUACUCAGAAUUUCACAUUGGCUUUGGCAGCCCAUUCAAGGAUCGAGAGGACGGCGUACUGGAAGGAUAAGCUGUCGAAUAUGGAACCUUGCACAUUCCCUCAUCUUAGGGGCCAUACACCAGCUAUAAGUUCUCAGCCAAAUGGUGUCAUAUCUCUUGAGAUUGGAGCGGAGACCCUCAAGCUUGUUGAGCGAUUCUGCAAAUUGCAGGCCGUCACGCUCGCCAGUUUCUUUCAAAGCGCAUGGACUUUAGUGCUAUCAGCUUAUGUCGCAUCUAACAGAGUCUGUUUCGGAUAUCUGGCCUCUGGACGUCAACUGCCUGUCAAAGGCAUCGAUCAGUCCAUCGGUGCCUAUGCAAAUGUGAUGAUCUGUCGUGCUGAUCUUGGCCGACAGCAUGAUGAGAGGGGCUUCGUGCACUAUAUCUAUGAGCAAGUGUUGGAAGACAUGGCCUUUCAGCACUGCUCCGUCGCCGAGAUCCAGCACGAGCUUGGUCUGUCAUCACUAUUCAAUACCAUCAUGUCUUUCCAGAAGGAAGAAGAUUGCGUGGACGAGCAAGAUCCAGAGCAUCAGGAGCUGCAUUUCAUCGAAGUUGAUUGGCGUGAUCCAACCGAAUACGACAUCACUAUCAACAUUAAUCAGUCAAAGAUGGCUGUCCGCGUGACUGCAGAAUAUCGUCUAGCCUGCAUGGACUCCGAGCAAGCACGUCGAGUUAUCUCACUCUUGGAGUCGACUAUCAUCUCGCUGGUCACUGAAACUGUUGGACCUUCGACAGCCACACACAGGACACUACAGGAACUUACUGCAACACAAUCUGCGAGUGUGGACGAUCUGCGAGAUGUCUGGAAUUGGAACAAGAUAGUCCCGGAAACUGUCGACAAGUUGGUACAUCAUGCCAUUGCUGAUGUAGCCAGACGAAUCCCGAGCUCGCCUGCCAUAUGCGCAUGGGAUGGCGAUCUCACUUAUAGCGAGCUUGAAGCUGCUGCCAACAAGCUUGCUCAGCAUCUGGUCAGCCUUGGUGUGGGACCCAAGGUCAUUGUCCCCCUUUAUUUCGAGAAGUCGAAAUGGAUGCCAGUAUCAAUGUUUGCGGUCAUGAAGGCAGGCGCAGCGUCAUUAGCAAUAGACUGCACUCUUCCUAGAGAGCGUCUGCGCAGUAUCGUACAACAGGUGCACCCACUUGUGGUACUGGCAUCUGUUGCGCAGACUGAACUGGCCAAGCAGCUCACGGACAGGCCAAUGGUAGUCAUAAGCGAUGUGCAUCUGAACCAGCUAGCAGAGCUGGUAGUCGAGAUGCCAGAGGUGAAACCUUCGGAUCAGCUGUAUAUCGUGUUCACAUCUGGCAGUACUGGAGUGCCUAAAGGUGUCAUUACCACGCACUCUAACUUCAGCAGUGCUAUUCAGCACCAGCAGGCAUCUAUGGGGUUCAAGAGCACUUCGCGGGUGUACGACUUCGCCAAGUAUGUCUUUGAUGUCACAUGGUCGAACUUCUUACACACUAUGACCAGUGGCGGAUGCCUGUGCAUCCCAUCUGAAACAGAAGCGAUCGACAAUCUGGCCGACUCCUUCUUGAAGUACAGGGCAAAUUUUGUCGAUCUGACACCUUCCGUCAUAAGCACUAUACGACCGGCUGAUCUCCCUGCCUUAAACCACUUAUUGUUCAGCGGUGAGGCCCUACCUACCCAUAUCGGCGCUCAGUGGGCCGAACGAGCGAUUGUUCUCAAUACAUAUGGUCCUGCUGAGUGCAGUGUCAAAGCAACCUUCGCGAGAAUCGGCGAGACUGAAGCACAAGUUGCCAACAUCGGCCGCGGAUUCGGACUGUGCACUUGGAUCGUGCAGCCUAUCAACCACGACAAGCUUGUACCAAUAGGUGUUGUUGGAGAGCUUCUGCUAGAAGGACCGCUCAUCGGCGCCGGUUACCUUGGAGAUGCGUCGAGAACGCAGACAGCUUUCAUCGAAAAUCCUCUAUGGCUUGUCCGCGGAUUGCCGCACGACGCCUCGUCAGGCGCUCCAAGUCACCCUGGUCGUUGUGGUCGAUUGUAUAAGACUGGAGACCUCGUGAGAUAUGAGCCAGAUGGGACCAUGACCUUCGUUGGCCGCAAUAAUGCUCAAGUCAAGAUCAAUGGACAAAGAGUAGAGCUCGGCGACGUCGAGUAUCAUGUUCGAAACAACAUAGCCAUUGCUGAUGUGCAAGUCCAUGUGUUCGCUGAGAUACUCACACCGUCCCAAAGCGAUACAUCGAUCCUCAUGGUUUUCAUUCAUGUGGUCAAUGAGCGACACGCUGACGACAGUGCACUCGACGGCACUGGACAGAGCGCCAGGAUCCUCACAGGUCUGAAUGAGAGGCUAGCAGCGCACGUUCCGGCUCACAUGACUCCAUCUGCCUACCUGGUGCUGAAGGGGUUGCCUAUGACGACUACUGGGAAAGCUGAUCGUCGCCGGCUCCGCGAAAUUGGUCAGAAGCUGACAUUCGAGCAGAUUAUGGCGCUCAGUUCUGGCAGUGACGGAGGCCAACAACCCUGUACAGCUACAGAGCGGCAAUUGCGAAGCCUCUGGGCUCAAGUGCUUGGUAUCAAGACGUCAGGCACCAUCAAAGCAGAUCACAGCUUCUUCCAAAUUGGAGGAAAUUCAAUCAGAGCCAUGAAACUAGUGGGCCUGGCUCGUAAGGUAGGGCUUCAUUUAACGGUCACAAGUAUCUUCAAGCAGCCCGUACUCAAGGACAUGGCAAGAUCGACGGGUCAAGUCUCCGGUCUCGAUGAGGACGACAUCCCGCCAUUCUCAUUACUAAAUACCAGAAAGGAUCCUCGAAAGCUAUUGGAACAAGCUGCAGAACUGUGUCGAGUUGACAUUGCUCGAAUAGAAGACAUCUUUCCGUGCACUCCGCUGCAAGAAGGACUUCUAGCGCUCACAGCAAAAAGAGCUGGCGACUAUACUGCUCAGUAUAUUCUGCCUCUGCGACGCUCAGUCGAUCUUGCACGAUUUCAACGGGCAUGGGAGGAGGUGCUGAGAACGACACCAACUCUGCGCUCCCGGAUCGUGGAUCUUGCGGAUCAAGGACUUGUGCAGGUCAUUCUUGAUCACAAUGUUCAAUGGUCUCAUCACCUCAGUGUCAGCGAGUAUCAGGAAGUCGACAAAAAGGCAGAAAUUGGUUUGGGCAAGCCGCUUGUACGAUAUGCUAACAUCUCCGAGAACAAUCAGAGCCAAACACAUUGCUUCGCAUGGACAAUUCAUCACGCACUCUACGACGGAUCGUCAAUGAGGCUCAUCAUGGACAGGCUAAACCAGGCUUACCAGGAUACUUUUGCUCUGCAGCCUGCUCCUCCAUUCAACCGCUUCGUCAAACACAUUCUCAACAUCGAGGAGGGAGAUGCCAACAGCUUCUGGCAAGCACAAUUCGCUGGACUAGAAGCGCAGGUGUUUCCAACAUUACCUUCAGCAACGCAUCAGCCAAGGGCGGAGUCAUAUGUCAUUCAUCAUAUCGAAGACAUCACCUGGCCUCGAUCGAGCAUCACUGCUGCUACAGCAAUCCGCUCCUCGUGGUCGAUACUCACAGCCCGCCUCACGAACUCGAGUGACGUGAUCUUCGGUGUAACGAUGAGUGGUCGCCAGGCAGCAGUUCAUCAGAUCAAUGAGAUAACAGGUCCCACACUCACAACUCUGCCUGUACGAACGGUCUUCGACUGGGAGCAGUCUGUUGAAGCAUAUCUGGAUCAAGUCCAAAGAGAGAUGACAGAAAUGAUCCCGUACGAACAAACAGGUUUGCAGAACAUUUCACGAAUCAGCAACGAAUGCAGGCAGGCUUGCAACUUCCAAUCAUUACUACUGAUCCACCCUUUCGAGGAGACUAAGGAUCUAGCGAGCUUGCUAUUCAUUGCUCACAAUGACGACGAUGCAGAAGAGGUUGCCUCCGGAGACUUCACAACUUACGCCCUGACGCUAGAAUGUGAAUUGGAGGAGCACGGUCUGAAGCUCAAAUUCGAAUAUGAUGACGGAGUCAUCGGCAGCGGCCGUGUUUCGAACUUGGCAGACCAGUUCGAGCACAUUUUGCGCCAAUUGUGCGACUCAUCAAACAGCACGAAACGAAUCGCCGAGAUUGAGGCGGUCAGCAAGACGGAGCUCGAUAUCAUCUGGACCUGGAACGCAAAGGUACCGACACCGACGACGAUCGAGGCUCGAGUCCACGAUCUCAUAGCUGAUGCAUGUCUGAAACAACCUCAUGCUACAGCGAUCCACGCUUGGGACGGUAUCUGGACGUAUGCGGAAGUGCACGAUAUGUCGACUCGCCUGGCGCAUCAUCUGGUACAUCUCGGAGUCGGCUGCGAGACAGUCGUUCCUCUUUGCUUCGAGAAGUCGAAGUGGGCGCCUAUUGCGAUGCUGGCUGUGAUGAAAGCAGGUGGCACUUGUGUGACACUGGAUCCCACCCUACCUCAAGAUCGUCUGUUCAAAAUCGUCCAGCAAAUCAAGCCAUCGAUCAUUCUGUCUUCAUCGACCAACAGGAACCUUUCUGGUCGAUUAUGCGAGUGGAAGCCUGUCAUCGUUGUCAACGACAAACUCCAAGCGCUGUUUGAUAAGCAGACAUUGAAACUUCUGCCAGAAGUGCAACCGUCUCAGACGCUUUAUAUUGUCUUCACUUCCGGGAGCACCGGCAUCCCAAAAGGAGUAAGAAUCAGUCAUUUAAACUUCAGCACUGCCCUACGAUACCAAAAUGGCGCGCACAACUUCGGACCCGGCGCGCGCAUCUAUGAUUUCGCAUCAUAUGCAUUCGAUGUGUCCUGGUCGAAUGUACUUGGCGCCUUGGAGUGUGGUGCUUGUUUAUGUAUCCCCGCGGAUGCAGAGCGGCGUGAUGACCUAGCCGGAUCUCUUCGUCGCUUCCGCGUGACGCACGUUGAAUUAACCCCUUCUACGGCCUCGGUUCUGCCACACGAAACUAUACAAUCUCUCGACACCCUCAUCCUUGGUGGUGAACGCUUGUCUGAAGAGCACGCCAAGGAGUGGGCUUCGCUAGUCAAGCUCAAGAACUCGUAUGGCCCUUGCGAAUGCACACCAACUGCGACUGUGGCAGACAUCUGUCCAGGCGGCAACAUGACGACAAUCGGGACAGGUCUCGGCGUCAACACAUGGAUUGUGGAUGCGGCAUCAGGUCAAUCGCUUGUACCGAUAGGCAGCAUCGGCGAAUUGGUUCUCGAAGGGCCUUUGGUAGGACCUGGGUAUCUUGAACCCUCGACCAGCACCUUCUCUGCAUUUAUUGAGGACCCCGUCUGGCUGCUUCAUGGUGCUUCAGGUCGCACUGGCCGAAAAGGUCGUCUAUACAGAACGGGCGAUCUAGUUGUUUAUAAUGAGGAUGGAUCGCUUACGUUCAUUGGUCGAAAGGAUGCGCAGGUGAAGAUUCACGGCCAACGUGUUGAGCUUGGCGACAUUGAGAACCAUAUUGCACAAUUCCGUCAAGUACGACAAUCGGCAUGCAUAUUACCCAAGACUGGUCUUUGCGCUAAUACAUUGGUCGGUCUGAUCAGUAUGAAACAUACCAGCGAGACCGAUACUCUCCUCGCAAAGAAUGGUUUCAAACUCAGUGCAAGUGCCUCAGCUUCAUUAGCUCUAACUACUGGUGUCACGGUUGCAGACCCAGACUCAUCAACGAUAAAACCACAUGCUGAGAUAGGUCUCGAGCAGUUCACGACCACUGUCAGGGACUAUGUCGAAGCGCUAAAGAGCUAUCUUAAUAAUGUCUUGCCUUCUUACAUGAUCCCAACCAUCUGGGUUGUGCUCAAGGACAUUCCGCUCGAUCCAUCUGGGAAGACCAGUCGCAGGCAGCUGGAUGACUGGCUCUCCAGAAUGGACCAGCAGAUAUACAACCUUGUCGCCGAUACUGAUCGCAUUUCUGUUCUGCGGCAGCCAGUUACCGAAGCAGAGAGACUCCUUCAAUACGCAUGCUCUGUCGUCCUCAAUGUGUCUGCCUCCGACGUCAACCUUGCACGAUCGUUCGUGGCUAAUGGAGGUGAUUCCAUCUCAGCAAUGCGGCUGAGUGCGCACUGCCCUGCGGACAUUAUUGUCACCGUCGCAAACUUGCUAAAAAGCAAAUCAUUGGUCGAGGUCGCACUGAAGUCUUCUGUGGCUGCGAGCUCGACAACCACAGUAAGCGAGGAUUUCAACACACCAUUUGCUCUGUCGCCAAUGCAGCAAUGGUUCUUCAACCAGCUUGGUCAACACCCAGUCGAUGAGCCCGGUUACUAUUGCAAUCAAUCAUUUUACCUUCGCAUGAACAAAGCAGUCUCUGUCGAGAGCAUGCGUGCUGCUAUUGCGAAGAUUGUGGAAACGCAUUCCAUGCUCCGUGCACGAUUCUAUCAGGAACCUGAUACCAAAUGGAUGCAGAUCAUUCCACAGCCCAGUGCCUCAAACCAUCACUUCGAAACGUCGAUGUUGGAGUCAUAUGCUGAUCUUGCGCCUUUGGCAGCUUUGCGACAACAGCAGCUUCUUGUGAAGCGUGGCCUCGUGUUCUCUGCUGAUCUUUGCAAAGUGGGCACUCAGGAGGAGCUCUACUUACUGCUCAUUGCACACCAUCUUGUUAUUGAUCUUGUUUCCUGGAGGAUCAUUCUUGCAGACCUGGAAGCAAUACUGGCAGGAGCAACAAUCUCAUUGCAGAGCUUGCCAUUUCAGAUUUGGAAUCGAUUGCAGAUCGAAGAAAUGAGGGAGUCUACCUUUGCAUCGGGAUCUACAUUAUCGACUUCAGACAUAGUGAAUGAUCUGUCUCACUGGGACUUCGUAGCCGGCAAGACACCAAAUAAAGUUCAGGACUAUGUGAACAGAACUGUCGUUAUUGAUCGGGACAAUACAAGACAACUCUUGCGGGAAGCGAACAACGCCUUCAAUACAGAGCCAGUCGAUCUUUUCCUUGCCGCAAUCUCACAUGCUUUCUUUCAAAUCUUUCCGAGGUAUAGCUUCACUAUUGUCAAUGAGAGUCAUGGUCGUGACACUUUAAAAGAAGACACUAACCUCUCUCGGACCGUCGGCUGGUUCACCACAAUGUACCCGCUUAGCAUUGCAAGAAACACCAACAGCAGUUUAUCAGACAUUGUGCGACGGGUCAAAGAUGCCAGAAAGGGACUACUUGCCAGUGGGAGGGCAUCAUUUGCGUCAAAAUAUCUCCGCGACAACCGAGCUCGGGCGUUUAGCGCAAAUGAAACCACGGCAGAGAUGGUCUUCAAUUAUCACGGCCAAUUUCAGCAGCUUGAGCGUAAGACUGCACUCUUCAAAAGCAUUACACUGGAGGUCUCUGACGAAGGACCUGACCUGCCCGUGUCCGCAUUGUUUGAGGUCAACAUAUCUAUUGAGCAAGGCAAGACCAACAUCUCGUUUUCAUGGAAUCGUCACUUGGCUCACCAGCAACUCAUCCAAGAAUGGCCAAAUCAGAUUGUGCGCUCUAUUCGAUCCAUUUGCGAAGAUCUGCCUACCUUGGAUGUCAGGCAGCGAACAUUGGUCGAUUAUGAAUUUCUGGAUCUAGACUACCCAGGCUUGGAUCAUCUCGAAACUCAGAUCAUCCCCAAGAUCAUCACUUUGAACUCUAGUGAGAUCGAAGAUAUCUAUCCCUGCCCGCCUAUGGUAGAUGGCAUUCUCCUUAGCCAGCUGAAAGGGUCCGGAAGUUAUGAAACCACACAGCGUUAUCAUAUCAGGCCUCGAAGCCCCCAUGUGAUCGAUAUUGAGCGAUUGUCUGUAGCUUGGCUAGCUGUAGUAGACCGGCAUCCAUCUCUUCGCAGUGUCUUCAUUGAAAGCGCAAACAACACCACAGCUUUCAAUCAAGUGUUGCUCAACAGCUGUCGCCCAGAGAUCAAACUGCAUUACAGUGAGAGCUUGAGAGCCGCUUACAGAUUUCUGCAGACUCUUCCAAGGCCCCAUUAUCAGCAGCUCAAGCCUCCCCACCGUUUGGUUCUUUGCCCGAUAUCAGAUACAGACACUGUCUUGAUUCAGAUCGAUAUGAGCCAUGCUAUUACUGAUGGCGAAUCCACAACGAUCCUUCUCCGAGAUUGGCAAAUGGGUUAUGCAGGACUUCUAACUCGAGCAGACCUGCUGGAAACGACCCGAGGUUUCGCUAGAGCACUGCAACCCGAUAUAAACAAGAAAAGGCUGUAUUGGACGCAAAAGCUGACGAGGGUACAACCAUGUUACUUCCCUGCACUGUAUGAACUGUCACAACCCGUGAGAAGCAUGUCCUGUUCCACUCUUCACAUCGAUGGCACCGAUCUUGCGUGCAUCCGGCGAUCCUGCGAGACGAAUUCUAUCACGAUCGCCAAUCUGUUUCUUGCAGCUUGGGCAUUGACAUUGUCGGCAUAUACAGACGACACUUCUGUCUGCUUCGGAUAUCUUGCUUCAGGAAGAGACCUACCAAUUCCAAAUAUCAUGGAGGCCAUUGGAGCAUUCGCAAACAUGCUGACGUGCCGCGCAGACAUAUCUCGUGAUUGGAGCAACGGUCGAUUUGUCCAGUAUCUCCACAAUCAGGUGUUGGAAGACAUGGAGCAUCAGCACUGCCAUCUGGCUAGCAUUCAACAUGAACUGAAGAUUGCUCCAGGGCAGCAGCUGUACAACACAAUCGUUUCCAUACAACAAGACAAUGAUGGCUCUUUGGACCAGCCUGCCGAUGAAGAGCUUGAGUUCGUUGAUGCGGAUGGAGAAGAUCCAACAGAGUAUGAUGUGGCGAUCAGUAUCACUCUCGGCAUCAAGCAGAUAGAUUUGGCUAUCAAUUGCGCACCAUCACACUGCAACGAUGAUCAGUCACGCCGCAUCAUGUCGCUACUAAGGAAUACAGUCAUCAGUCUUGCCAAGUCAUGUCAAACUUUAGAUAAGGACACGCUAGGCGACAGCAUCAUGACAAUCAGCGACGAAGACUUGCGUGACAUCUGGCAAUGGAACUCGAAUAGCUCCGGAGACGAAGAUGCAAGCAGCCGACACUUCGAUACACCCAUGUCUGCGAGUCAAGACCGAUCAGUCACAACCAAGGUUAUUAACGCCGGGUCAGGACAACUUGCGUCAGAGUUCGCUCAUUCUAUUACCGGCACUGCUGCCAAGACCUGGAUCACUGGCAUGGAAGACAGCAGUAGACUGGUGCCAAUAGGGUGCACUGGUGAGCUCGUGCUGGAGUGUUCCACAGCGGGAAUGGACCGCGUAUACAGCGCCAAAAACAUAACAACUUCCUUCGUGGACAAUCCACCAUGGCUCCUUAAUGGUGGUGGUCCAGGGUUUCACGGACGUUAUGGGCGCAUGUAUCAGACUGGCGUUCUCGCACAGUACAAUUCAGACGGCAGCUUGGUCCUUGUCAGUCGCAAGGCAGGCCAGAAGAAGCUACAAGGCCAGCCAGUAGAUCUUGACAAGCUCGAAAGCCGCAUGCGCGAAGUGCCUCUAGUUCGUCAAGCUGUCUGUCUGAUCCCAACCGCUGGACCUUAUUUUGGCAAACUUGUCGGCUUUUUUAGUCUUCAAAUAUCACCUAAGCGCGAUCAUCGCAGCAGCAAGCACAAACCACGACUCGUCUCCGAUGACCAAGCAGCUCAAGUCCGUGACAGUAUUCAAGCCCUGGAGGCGUCGAUGGACAACUCUUUCCCGGCGUAUAUGGUGCCAUCUGUCUGGAUAGCCCUGGAAGAAAUUCAUGUCAAUACUGACAAUCGCUUGUCUCGCAAAGUGCUGGAGGACUGGAUAGGUCAUGUUGAUGACGAAACAUGCGCUGGUAUUGCUAGUGCCGGAUCAGUAUGUCGCAGACCCAUCACAGCAGCAGAGAAAGUGAUCUGCCACGCCUGCAGCCUGUUCCUUGACAGCCCUGAGAGCAACAUCAAUAUCAACCGUUCCUUCAUUGCAAAUGGCGGCGAUUCCAUGUCGGCCAUGCGAGUCAGUCCCCACUGCCGUGCUGCAGGCUUCGCCAUCUCGGUGGCAUCGCUGCUCAAGAUCGAGACACUGAUUGGUGUUGCCGCAUCUGCGACUGUUGCCGAGCAUUUCAAAGUGCAGAUCGAAGAGUUCGAGAAGCCAUUUUGCCUCUCGCCUGUGCAGCAAUGGUUCUUUAAUCAGUCACCACCUGACAAGGUAAGUACCAGAAGCCACUAUUAUAACCAGGCUUCCUAUCUUCAGCUCAAACGCCGAGUGUCGUCUCAACAAGUCGCAACCGCUGUCCAGCAGCUUGUGCAUUUGCAUUCCAUGUUGAGAGCACGAUUCCAGCUUGAUAAGGUCACAGAAUCCUGGUUGCAGCUCAUCUGCAAGCCUGAAGAUGGCAUCUACCACUUUACUUCUCUGCAGGUCGACACUGUUGCAGACGUCGAGAACAACCUUGCUGAGCGACACCAAGAGCUGAACAUUGCACAAGGCAAAGUCUUCGCCGUGGAUCUGUUCACUUUGAGAUCUGGAGACCAGUUCUUGACACUUAUCGCGCACCAUCUGGUGGUCGACCUGAUAUCUUGGCACAUUAUCCUCGGUGAUCUAGAGGUGCUGCUCAAUGGUGGAACCUUGCAAGAGGCGGUACCAUUCCAGGUGUGGAGCAAUCUGCAGAUCAUGAACGCUGAAGCGUCCAAGCACAAGCCGGUGCAGCUACUUUCUACAGACAAUCACAACAAUCUCAACUGUUGGGGCUAUGACUUAUCCAUAUCGAACACAUUUGCUGAUCAUGUGGAGGAGAUGCUUACCAUCGACCACAAGACGACCGCGCUUCUCCUUGGAAAGGCUAAUGAGGCUUACAAUACUGAGCCAGUCGAUCUUACCCUCGCUUCAUUAUGGAUUGCAUUUCUUGAGGUUUUCAAAGAUCGCGACGGGCUUACGAUCUUCAUUGAGGGCCACGGACGGGAAUUUUGGAGUUCAGAUAUCGACAUCUCUCGAACAGUAGGAUGGUUCACGACCAUGACACCGCUCCACAUUUCGCGCUGCCGCAACAACGAUAUUGUGAGAGCCAUCAAGGACUCCAGAAGAAUGCUUCGCUCAAACGGCAGAGAGUAUUUCGCUUCGCGUUACCACAAUCAAGACGGAAAGAGAGCUUUUCAAUCCCACGAAGGUACCAUGGAAGUGCUCUUCAACUAUCACGGUCACUCCCAGCUGCAAGGUGACGAUUCGAUGUUCAAGAAGAUUGCAUUCAAUAAUGUUUCUGAUGUCGGCCUUGCUUUGCCCACCUCAGCACUCUUCAGCAUCAACAUGUCAGUCGAAAAAGGUCUCACUGACCUGUCCUUCUCGUGGAAUCGAUGGAUCAACCACCAGGAUAUGAUUCGACAAUGGCUCCAGGAAAUCCCUCGUUCGGCAUGGCUUUUGUGUAGCUCAUUGCUGGCCUCGCAACGCUCACUGACGAUUGCGGACUAUGAGUUUCUGCAUCUCGACUACAAAGCUCUCGACCAGCUUCAAGAUCAGAUCCUUCCUAUCAUACGAUCCAACACUGGAGCGGCAGUUGUUGAUGUCUUUCCCUGUUGGCCCAUGGUGGACGGAAUGCUGCUCAGUCAGGGAAAGGAUUCUUCGGCUUACAAAACGUCACUUACAUAUGAGGUGACACAGAGGAAUCAGCUUCUGGACAUCGACCUUCUCAAGGAAGCAUGGCAAGCCGUCAUCGCACGUCAUCCGGCUCUUCGCAGUGUGUUCGUCGAGGGCAUCGACAAGAGGACGGCCUUCGUUCAGAUAGUGCUGGGAUACUUCGAGGGAGAAGUCAUUGUCACCACAGCUCCAACCAGAGACGCAGCCUUGAUCUCGAUCGAUCGACUACCCGACAUCGAUUAUCAAAGACGGCUAGUACCACCACAUCGCCUUGUACUUUACAAGGUUGAGCAAGACAGUACCAUCAUCUGUCACAUCGAGAUGAGCCACGCCAUUACUGAUGGUAUAUCAACUGCGAUCUUGCUGGACGACUGGUCGAAGGCUUAUGAUCAACAACUUGACUGCAGGGAUCUCAUCGAGACAACCCGUAGCUUCGCUCGUCAACUCAAUGCUAGCUCCGAGGUCGACAAGCUCAGCUACUGGAAACAUAAGCUCACCAAUUUAGACCCAUGCGUCUUCCCCAGGAUCUCUCAAGAUCCGACACCUGGCGAUCGAGCAAUAUCAGCUGUGCUCAGAAUUGAUGGAGAGAAGUUCAGACAAGUGCUAGACUUCUGCGAAUCUCAGUCAGUGACUCCAGCAAGCUUAUUCAGCAGUGUCUGGGCGUUGACUCUGGCGGCUUAUACCAGCAACGAUCAGGUAUGCUUCGGGUACACUGCCUCUGGUCGCGACUCGCACAUCCCGGAUAUCGACCGUUCUGUUGGCGCCUAUGCCAACCUCCUGAUCUGCCAGGCUGACACUUCUUCCCACGCCUUGACCAACAGUCAACGCUUUGUCCGAUACCUACAUGCCCAAGUCAUGAGAGAUCUUGAAUAUCAACAUUGUUCGCUGGCAGAUAUAGAGCAUGAGCUCGGCCUGUCUCACGGUCAAGCACUCUUCAACACUAUAGUGUCUUUCCAGAAUGAUGAUGUCGUAACCAGAGCAGAUGUCGAUACUCAAGACCUAUUGUUUCACGAUAUCGCUUACAAAGACCCAACUGAAUACGAUAUAUCCCUCGGCAUCGCAUAUGGGAAGACUCAGGUUGAGCUGUCCCUCGACUCCCAUUCAUCAUGUCUGUCCACAACUCAGGCCGAGCGUACCCUGUCACUAGUAGAAUCCGUUCUCAUGUCACUUGUAGAUAUCAACACUGAAGCAGACACUGUUCUUUUGUCAACCAUUGACACGAUCAGCGCACAGGACCUCGAGGAGAUCUGGACUUGGAAUCAUGCUGCGCCUGAUCCGGUAAAUGCUCUGGUGCACGACUUGAUCUCCAAGACCGUGCACAUGCUGCCUAGCAGCCCUGCUGUCUGCGCCUGGGACGGCGAUUGGACAUAUCAAGAAUUGGGGAGUCUUUCUUCCCAGCUAGCACAUCGGCUGAUCAGCAUGGGCGUCGGGCCUGAGAAGAUCGUCGGUCUUUGCUUUGAGAAGUGUCGCUGGACCCCAAUAGCAGUCCUCGCGGUAAUGAAGGCUGGAGGCGUCAGCUUGAUCCUGGACCUUGAACUUACAGAGGACCGUCCGCGAGUCAUUCUGGAGCAAGCCAAACCGACAGUCAUGCUGUCUUCGACAGCUGGUAAGGACACAGCCAUCGCCCUGGCUAAUGAUGCGGACUGCCCAAUGCUAGUGGUGGAUAAACUCAAUCUGGUCCAUUCAGGAAUACCGAUCCUGGCUGGUUUCCCCGCUGCCCUUUCUGAUGUGAAGCCCAGCAAUACUCUCUACAUCGUCUUCACCUCAGGCAGUACUGGUGUACCCAAAGGGGUGUCCAUCACACACUCUAACUUCAGCAGCUCUAUCCACUAUCUCCGCAGAGAGCACACCAUCGAAUCUGGAUCCCGAGUCUACGAUUUCGCGGCAUACUCAUUCGACAUGUCCUGGUCCACAAUGCUCUGGACACUCGAAUGUGGUGCUUGCCUUUGCAUUCCGUCACCGGCUGACCGUCGUGACAACCUAGCAGAGUCUAUCGAUCAAUUCGGCAUCACUCAAUUGUUAUUGACUCCGACAGUCGCUCAGCUGCUUCCGCUUGCAACGUUGCGAGGCAUAGAAUGCUUGGUCCUGGGAGGUGAAGCCUUGACGCCUGAGUUGAGCAAAGUCUUUGCGAGUACAGUCAAGACUAUGAACCACUACGGACCUUGCGAGUGUACGCCUGUAACGGUAACAACAAACAUCAGCUCAGAGGACUCUCAGGUUUCCAUUGGUCGCGGUGUGGGUGUCGUCACUUGGGUGGUUGACACUACAAGAAACUCUCUUGUCCCUCUUGGAUGCGUUGGCGAACUUCUCCUCGAAGGCCCGCUAGUUGGCCCCGGUUAUCUCAACCUAGAGUUGACAGCAGCAUCAUUCGUCCAUGAUCCUCCAUGGAUGCUCCGUGGCUUCAAUUCCUACGCGGGGCGACGAGGACGCUUGUACAAAACAGGUGAUCUUGUGCGCUAUAAUCACGACGGCACUCUAUCAUGCCUGGGACGGAAAGAUAAUCAAAUCAAGAUCAAUGGGCAGCGUAUAGAGCUGGGUUCGAUCGAAUACUGUAUUCGCUCCUGCAUAGAGCACGAGGCUGUUGUCCAUGUGGUCGUCGAGCUUGUCAAACCUCGAGACAGCACGAAGAAAGUGCUCGUGGCUUUCUUAAGCACAGAAGGAGGCUCUUCUGCAGCACUGCGACAAGUCACUGCUGGUUUGUUCGCCAAGCUUGCUUAUCAGCUGCCGGCAUUCAUGGUUCCCUCCGCAUUCAUAUGGACAGAGAGCUUCCCCGUGAUGGUGUCCGGUAAGAUCGACAGAGGGAAACUACGAGGCAUGUACGAGCAUCUUUCAAGACAAGAGAUAAACGCCCAAGGUGUUGCACGAGCAACAGAGAAUGCAGGCCCAAUGACAGACAUGGAGAGGGAGCUCGCAGCUCUCUGGUCAACUGUACUCGAGGUCCCCUCCGACACCAUCAGGACUGACGACAGUUUCAUUCGUCUUGGCGGAGACUCUGUCGGCGCCAUGAAGCUUUCUGCCAUGGCUCGAGAUGACAGCUUCAAACUGCCAGUGACUGACAUUCUUCGCUAUCCGAACCUGGCCGACCAGUCCAAAAGAAUGAAGACCAUCCACAGCACGCAAGACACAGCCGUCCCGGCUUUCUCGCUGCUGCCUGCAAACGCCAGCUCAACAGCAGCUCGUGAGCAGAUAGCAGAGCUCUGUGGUAUUGCUACAAGCAUGAUCGAAGACGCCUUUCCAUGUACGCCUUUGCAGGAAGGUCUCCUAGCUCUUACCUUACAACGACCUGGGAGUUACGUGGCGCAAUGGGCUUAUGAGCUGCAACCUGACAUUGACCUUGACCGCUUUCGACGGGCCUGGGACGAUACCAUUGCGGCAACACCCAUACUACGCACUCGAAUAGUCGAUCUUCCCGGAUCAGGCAUGAUACAGGUUAUCAUCGCAGCCCAGUCUGCUGUCUGGACUCAAACUUCGCAGAAAAUCGGCAAAAUCGAGGAGGCCGAGAUACUGGCAAUAGGUCUUGGCACCUCUCUCAUGAGCUCGGAGAUACGAACGAGUCUCGAGGGCUAUUCUGUCUUUGUUUGGACCGUACACCACGCAUUGUACGACGGCUGGUCUAUUCCACAAUUGAUGCGGAUGCUAGAGACUGCUUAUGCAGGAGUCCCGAAGCUCGAGUCGCCACCACCUUUCCAGAACUUUGUGAAAUUCAUACAGGACACUAACAAGGACGCUGUGAGCAAGUUCUGGACUUCACAAUUCGAGCAACUUGAAGCUCAGAUAUUUCCUUCGAUGUCUUCAUCAACUCAACCAAGCCCUGAUUUUGGUGUUGCGUACCAGAUUCGAGAUUUGUCCUGGCCGAGAACGGACACGACCGCAGCGACUACGGUUCGAGCUGCUCUUGCAAUAUUGAUUGCGACAUACACUGACUCCUCUGAGGCCAUCUUCGGAGUCACGGUCAACGGCAGACAUGUUCCGGUCCAUGGCAUCGAGAACAUGAUAGCUCCCACGAUUGCCACCGUACCUCUCCGUGUGAAGACCUCAAGAGAAAGCAGCAUAUCCCAGCUACUCCAUCAACUGCAAGCUCAGAUGCUUGACAUGACUCCUUUCGAGCACACUGGUCUGCAAGAGAUCCGAAAGAUAAGCCCAGCCGCUCGACUUGCUUGUGACUUCCAAACGCUUCUGCUCGUCCAUUCGGCUCAAGCUGUGAACGAACAGCCGCAUACUCUCUUCAUCGAUGCAGAGGACGAGAUCGAUAGUGACACAGGCAGAGUCGACGAACUAGUGACCGACUUCGACGCCUAUGCCAUCACGAUCGAGUGUGACCUUGAGGCUACUGGCGCACUGCUUCGAAUGAAGUUUGAUUCGCAAGUCAUCUCAAGAGAUCAGGUGGGGACAUUUGCAGCGCAAUUUGAAUCGAUCCUACGACAGCUAUGUAGCUCUCAGGUUUCAGAGCUCACGAUAGCUGAUCUUCGGACUGCCGGACACAGAGAUCUGGAUCAAAUCUGGAAAUGGAACGCCAGCAUCCCGGCCACCAUUGAUCUCACUGUACAUGGCAUAAUCGCACAGAAUGUGGCACAAUACCCACACUCUCCAGCGAUCUGCGCGUGGGAUGGGCACUGGACAUAUCAAGAACUCGACAGCAUUGCCACGCAGAUCGCCCUUGGACUUGUCAGUGAUGGCUUCGGCCCAAAUUCUGCUGUAAUCCCUAUAUGCUUCGAGAAGAGUCGCUGGACUCCUGUGGCUAUGCUCGCAGUCAUGAAAGCUGGCUGUGCCUCAGUCAUCUUAGACACCACAUUACCUCUCAGCCGACUUGAAGCUAUUGUGCGGGAGGUCGAUCCGCCAGUGAUCUUGUCAUCCCUCGCCAAUCUAGAGCUUGCAAAAGGCUUAAUAGAUCAACAAGUCAUUGUGCUCUGCGAAGAGACGCUGAAAUCGUUCGACGCGCCAAGCACUCAGGUACUGCCAACUGUCGAUGCAUCAGCCAAUCUAUAUCUUGUGUUCACCUCAGGCAGCACCGGUACCCCAAAGGCAGCAGUGAUCACUCACUCCAACUUCAGCAGCGCAAUCUACCACCAACAGGCUGCCACUGGCUUCAGCAGAUCAAGUCGUGUCUGCGACCUUGCCAAGUACGCGUUCGACAUCUCAUGGUCCAACUUCGUUCACACGCUCGCUGCAGGAGGAUGUAUCUGUAUACCCUCGCAGCAGGAGAUCAGCAAUGACCCCGCAGGCGCUCUACUGGCCUAUGAAGCGAACUUCAUGGAUAUAACACCAUCUGUUGCUGGUGUACUGCAGCCUUUUGACCUUGGUGGCAUACAGACCGUCGUCUUCGCUGGUGAGCCUCUCCCAGGCCACAUCGCUUCGCAAUGGGCAACAUACGCCCGCGUACUCAACAUGUAUGGCCCUGCGGAAUGUACAGUCAAAGCGACAAUGGCAGUAGUCGAGCGCCACUCUGCAGCAUCUUCAGCCAGUUGUAUUGGUCGAGGCCUUGGCCUCUGUACUUGGGUGGUCGAUAGUCAAGAUCAUCAGAGGCUGAUCACAAUUGGAGCUGUCGGCGAGCUACUACUGGAAGGCCCACUCGUUGGAGCUGGCUAUUUCAGGGACACCGAAAGGACCAAAGCAUCAUUCAUUGACUCGCCAGAAUGGCUCAUCUGCGGCAAUGGCACCAACCACAAAGGACGUCAAGGACGCCUAUACAAGACCGGUGACCUUGUCUCCUACAGCUCUGAUGGAUCACUCAACUUCAUCGGCAGGAAGGAUGCCCAGACUAAGAUCAAUGGCCAACGCUUAGAGCUCGGCGACGUGGAACACAACCUGAUAGCCUGCAUCGACGCUGGCCCUUCAGGAAAGGUUGCGGCAGAGGUAUUGACGCCAAGAGACAGUGACAAGCUGAUGCUUGUUGCUUUCGUACAGAGCAGCCAGCAUGUUGAUGUCAGAGCGAAGAUGAUAGGUUUACAAGACCGGCUUGCUGCCAGACUUCCUGCUUAUAUGAUCCCUUCAGCUUAUAUCAAGAUCGAAGAACUACCACUCUCCUCCUCUGGCAAGAUGGAUCGCAAGCAGCUGCGCGCAAUCGGAGCAAGUAUGACUCGGCACGAGCUCACAACAUCCUUCUCCACCCAGGCAGAGCGCCGGGCACCGUCGACUGACCACGAACUCUGCUUACAAAAGCUAUGGAGUGAAGUUCUCAAUGUCGGAAUCGAAUCAAUCUCCGCCGAUGACAGCUUCUUGCAGCACGGCGGUGAUUCCAUUCAAGCUAUGAAGCUCACUAUGAGAGCUCGACACGAAGGAUUCGAUCUAUCCGUCGCCGACAUACUUGGGAAUGUCAAAUUGUCGCAGAUGGCAUUGCAAAUGCAAAGAAGAGCCGAGCAGUCGAGAGUAGUCGAGCUUGACUAUCAACCCUUCUCUCUAUUGCCGCCGGCAAGUCAGCAACCAAUAGAACAACAGCUGAUCGAGUACGGUCUGUCACUAGACAAUGUGCUUGACAUUCUCCCUGUCACCGAUCAGCAAACUCGAUAUCUUCUGGGCACAUACACGACUGCUCGCAGUUCAGUGUUCUAUCACACCAUGGAUCUCGAUGACGAAUUCGACCUUCCUAGGAUACAGCAUGCUUUAGUCUCUCUUCUCGAGCAAUUCGAUAUGCUAAGGACGGUCGUCAUCCCGUACAAGAACAUGUUCCUGCAAAUCGUCCUCAGACAUGUUAACAGCGACAGCACAGUUUUCGAGACUGCAACGGAUAGUCUCGAUGAGUACACUUUGCAUCUGAAGAAUCGGGACUUGCUGUCCGAUUUGCAUUUCGGGGAUGUUGUCACAAAGAUCUUCAUUGUUCGCCAGACCAGAGACCAGAGACAUCGAAUCGUGAUUCGACUGUCACAUGUUCAGUAUGAUGGGAUAGCGCUCGAAAAGAUGUGGACAGCAUUCGAAGACAGCUACAAUUCAUCAGUGUGUGCCAACAAUGCAAUACCUUCAUUUGCGCACCACCUAUACAGUCUAUCACUCCUCGACAGAGAGAAGAUGUCAGAGUACUGGAGCAAGCUGCUCAAGGGCAGCAGUCGAACAGAGCUCAAGUAUCAAACUACCUUUCAACUCGGAUAUGCUAACGGCCCGGAAGUGGUCAAGACACUGCCGACCGCCAUGAUCAACUCGGAGGACUUCACUUUCGCCAACGUGCUCAAAGCAGCCUGGGCAUACGUCCUCGCCAGGCACUCGGCGACCAAUGAUGUUGUCUUCGGCAGUCUCGUCCAUGGUCGCAGCCAAGCGGGCAGCCAAGACGUCUUUGGUGCAUGCGUCAAUAUCAUACCGUACCGCAUCAUCCUUGAGCAGAAUUGGACAGCAAGAGAUCUCCUCACAGCUGUAGCUGCUCAACAGCUAGCCAGCACGCCCUUCGAGAGCAUGGGCAGUCAGACCAUCAUUCGCAAUUGCACUAACUGGGCCAAGUGGUCGUUCUUCAGCUCCGUGAUCAUCCAUCAGAACUUCGAACAGCGUAGUCCGCGAGGAAGGGCUGUGGACUUCGAUAGUGUCGACUUGUCUACCGGUGAUGUUGACGAUGUUCAGGUAUAUGUCAUCUCUACGCCGGGCGAAGAUGGUAUGGAGAUCCUUCUCAGUUUCAAGGAUCAGGUCGUUCCGCAGGCACUAGCGGAGAGAAUGGGGUCAGAUCUGAGCGAGACCAUUACUGGGUUAUACACAAAGAUGGGUGCCAAGCUCAUGGCACCCAUGGCGCCGAGGGAGAUCUAUGGUAUGUCGGCCUUGCUGCCGCUGCCAGAAGAGAAGGGCAGCAGUGUGUCGCCUACCAGUGAGCAAUUGACAACUCUGGCAAAUUGCUCGGCAGAUUUGAGAGCUGCUCUCGGCGCGGCGUGGUGCGAUGUCUUGUCUACGCAAGAAAUACCCUGCGACAACUCCACAGAGUCUCUGUUCGAGCUCGGAGGUGAUGCGAGCAGUGCUGGUCAGCUUGCCGCUCAUAUGCAGAGGCGCAGCUAUCGUAUCGGAAUUGAAGAAGUUGUUGAGCAUCCAUCUUGGUUUGAAUUGCUGCUUCACUUGAGCCAGCAGUAGAGAGGAUUAAAGACAAACGAAUAGAGAGGAUAUGGGCACAGGAACAAGGAAGAAAUCAUGAGGGUACAAGGAUGACAGCUUUGAAGCAGGCAAGCUCUAUGGGAGAUUUUGUGUAUCACGGCCAUGUUCAUUAGAGCAUUGUAUAAUACAUACCUACUGACCAGACCCUGGCCUAGUGGCAACAUGCCUACCUUAAACCCAAUGAAUCUCGCUGCUC
Molecule: messenger RNA, 22256 nt
Organism: Hyaloscypha bicolor E
Lineage: Eukaryota; Fungi; Ascomycota; Leotiomycetes; Helotiales; Hyaloscyphaceae
Product: acetyl-CoA synthetase-like protein
Exons: 5
Coding region: 194-22039 (7281 amino acids)
Molecular function (GO): phosphopantetheine binding; catalytic activity
Source: RefSeq, a predicted model, not a curated record